AUGGAGCUCAUCAGCGAGGAGGCUCUCGCCUUGGCGCUGGAAAGCGGCGCAGAGCUCAUCGCGGCGCUGGAUGCGGUGGUCGAGGAGUCGAAGGAACCUUUGGAGGGCAACAUCCUGUAUAUGCACCAGAGCCUCGAGCAGAACCCCAAGAACCUGCCCAAGCAGCGGAACUUGUUCAGCCUGGCGGCCUCUUUGCCUCUGGAAGACAGCGUCGUCAUCGAGGUGGGCUUCAACGCGGGGCACUCGAGCCUCCUGAUGCUCCUGGCCCACCCCAAGCUGCGGAUCAUCGCCUUCGAUCUCGCAGAGCACGCCUACACCAGGCCCUGCUUCGACCGUUUGGCGGCCGCCUUCCCGGGGCGGCUGCAGCUGGUGCCGGGCCGGUCCCAGCAGACGCUGACGCGCUGGGCCAAGGAGAACUCCUUGCGGGCUGACCUGGUGCAUAUCGACGGGGACCAUGCAGCUCCUGCCGCGAAGGCGGAUCUGCAGAACGCGAGGCAGGCGGCGCGCGGCGGCGCCUGGGUGGUGUUCGACGACGUGUGCUUCACCCCGCUCAAGGCGGUGUGGGCAGAGGCGUUGGCCAGCGGUCUGAUCGUGGAUCCCCAGGUGGAGUUCUGCCCUACCAACCGCCACGGCAUCGCCAGGUAUGCACGCAGCCCCAGGCCGCGGGAAGACCCACUGGACCUCCUUCCGGUGCUCUCGCACCGGGGGAGGCAGCGCCAUGUGCUGGUGCUGGCGCCCACGGAUCAUGGCCAGGACAGCCUUCUGGGCUACCUCACCCGGCACCGCCUCUGGCGCAGCGAAGAGAAGUUGGUCGGUGCCAAGAAGCUCCUCCCUUCCACCACCCAGCGCCACCAAAGCCCCUGGAUCUCCCUGCCGCUGCGCUACGAAGCGCCGCAGGACCUUCCGGUUUUGGUGAACCUCGUGGCCCCGCACUUCGCAAACUUCCAGCAGAUCAAGGACUGCCUGCCACUCUGUGAGGGCACCUUAGUGGUGGUGGACUGCGCGGAGGGUCUGAACGAGGACUUCUGCGGAGUCUUUGGGAAGGCGGCGGAGGCCGGGCUGGCGCCGGUGCUUUUCCUCAACAAGCUGGACAAGCUGCUGUCGCUGGAGCCGGACAACGAGCAGUGCUACCAGCGGGUCUGGGCCAUCGUCGAUCGGCUCAACAGCAUUUUGCAGGACUUCUCUCGACCGCCGCUGGAUGUCCAAAGGAUCGUCUUCGGAAGAGGCUCGCUGAGCGUCGCGGAGUCCAUCGGCGGCUGGGGCUUCCGCUUGGAGGGCCUCCUGAAAGAACUGGGGACACGCAAAGCGUGGAGCGAGGAGCAGGUGGGUCGCCUGCUGCCGCGCCUAUGGGGGGACCAUUUCUUCAACGGCAAGAGCUGGGGAUCUCGCCGAGACCCAGGCGACGCUUCGGAGCGCGGCUUUUGCAAGCUAGUACUCCAGCCGCUCCGGGAGAUCUAUGCCAUGCUGGAGGCCCCAGAUGCCGCGAACUUGGCGCGGCUGCGGGCGCUGGGCGUGAUGCCCAGAGAAGAUCUCACCGGCAACGCGUGGAAGCAAAGCGCAGUGGAGGCAUGGCUUCCCUUGGCCGACGUCCUGCUUGAGGCAGUGGCGAAGACAGUGCCGGCGCCAAAGGAGCCACCGGCAGACGCCGUGUUUUAUGCGCCGCAUUGCGUGGCUUCUUCUGACGGCAGCUGCUUUGCCUUUGGCCGGCUCGUUCCACCGCAAGCUGUGGCACAGGGCAUCCCGCAAGUGACGGCUGCCGCUUCGGCCCGGUGGCUGCUCAAUGGGCCUCUGGCCGUCUCGGUGACGGCGACGCCGGGCAGCCUACUGGGCGUAGCUGUGGAGUCACCCGCCUCCGGCGCAGUGACGGUGGUCUGA
This is a messenger RNA of Effrenium voratum, 1875 nucleotides long. The record is from the annotation of a GenBank genome assembly. Lineage: Eukaryota; Dinophyceae; Suessiales; Symbiodiniaceae.